Molecule: messenger RNA, 1368 nt
Organism: Arxiozyma heterogenica
Lineage: Eukaryota; Fungi; Ascomycota; Saccharomycetes; Saccharomycetales; Saccharomycetaceae
Gene: MRP51
Product: mitochondrial 37S ribosomal protein bS1m MRP51
Exons: 1
Coding region: 1-1368 (455 amino acids)
Biological process (GO): mitochondrial translational initiation
Cellular component (GO): mitochondrial small ribosomal subunit
Molecular function (GO): structural constituent of ribosome
Source: RefSeq, a predicted model, not a curated record
AUGCCUUCUGUGUCUGAUCUAUUACGCGAGAGUAAAUUGGCACAAGUUGCUAAACCAUCCUUAAGGCAUAGAUUAUCCUUCACAUUAAGGGGUUCACAUUUUCCAACGCAUCAAAUUAUUGAAACCAAACCAAGCUCUUUAGCCAGAAAUGAUUGGGGUUUGAAAAACAGCAUUCCAACUAACAAAUACCAAAAGCAGACCAAGUAUAUGGUUGUUGAACAAUUGGACACUUUAGAGAGAAUGACCCAAUUUGAAUAUAAUGGUGGUUCUCAAUGGAAUAGAAUCAGAUUUCAAGAAAUGGGUAUUAUACCUAAAUUUAACAUAGGCCAAAGAAAUCCCCUCUUUAAUUUUAAAGAAAAUAAAUUAAUCGAUGAAAGUAAUAGUGAUAAUAAUAUCAAUAGCAAUAACAAUAAUAGUCCUAGUAUAAAUUCUUGUGAUGAAACUCCUCGAAAAAAUACCAACACUUAUCGUAAUAGACAAGUUAUUGGCGAUUCCCAAUUAAGAAUGAUCUCACAAGUGUUAAAUGUCAAUAAUCUUACAUCACCUAACAAUCAUCAUAAUGGGAAUCAUGGUACUAUGACUAUGAAACAAGAAAAGAUUCAAUUGAAAUCUAAAUUAAAUCUAUUGCGUCAAUAUAGAAAGGAAUUUAAAGAAUGGUUGUUAGCAAACUAUCCUGAAUCUCUUUUACAUAAAAGAUUUAACUCGAUGGAACUGAAAGACAAGGCCUCACAAUUCUUACAAGAAAAAUUGUAUUCUAAAUCCAAAAAUAACCCAAUUGGAUAUAUAAAUGAUAGAAUCGUUGGUACUGGAGGUCUAACAUAUAACCUUAGCGGUAGGUUAAAGGUUACACCACACGGGAUACGAGACAAAGUUAUAGUGCCAGGUAGAAUCCUAUCUAAUACAACAAAUAGAGGUAUGAGAUCCUCCACACACGGUGGUAUGUAUAAUAAUAACAACAGUCACUCUAGUAAUAAAAAUAAUGUCAUGUAUAGUGCAGCUAUUGGUGGGUUCUUGGCUAAAGCUAAUUUCAAUAAUGGUGCAAAAAUAAGUUAUGGUAUGGGCAGUUUUCUAAGAGAAUUGGUGUUACCAUUUGAGGUUGAAAAUGUUACAAUGGAGCCAAAUGGUAGAAUCCAUAUGACUGCAUCCACUAUAACUGUAAUGAAACCAAAUGAGGAGACUUUAUCAACGUCAAAUCCAAAUAAUCGUUAUGGUAAUAACAACAGCCACAACCACAAUAAUAUGAACAUGAAUUUGAAUUUUAAUAAACAGAGUUUCAUACACAAUCAGUCAAUGGGUAGUAGAAGGCAGAAUUCAAAGAAAGAAAUCAAUGAUCUAUUGUAUACGCUAGAGAAUACCGGGAAAGACUAA